AUGGUGGCUGCAAAGAAGACAAAAAAGUCGCUGGAGUCAAUCAACUCCAGGCUAGAGCUUGUUAUGAAAAGUAGAAAGUACGUGCGGGGGUACAAGCGGACUCUGAAAAUGAUCAGACAUGGCAAAGCGAAACUGGUCAUCCUCGCCAACAACUGCCCAGCCCUGAGGAAAUCUGAAAUAGAAUACUAUGCCAUGUUGGCCAAAACUGGUGUCCAUCACUACAGUGGCAAUAAUAUUGAACUGGGCACAGCAUGUGGGAAAUACUACAGACAAUGCACACUGGCUAUCAUUGAUCCAGGUGAUUCUGAUAUCAUUAGAAGCAUGCCAGAACAGACUGGUGAAAAGUAA
Neomonachus schauinslandi (Hawaiian monk seal) is the source of this 348-nucleotide messenger RNA. RefSeq names its product 60S ribosomal protein L30-like. Gene Ontology annotation, molecular function: RNA binding; structural constituent of ribosome. Bases 1 to 348 code for a protein of 115 amino acids. Gene Ontology annotation, cellular component: cytosolic large ribosomal subunit. NCBI's taxonomy places the organism in Eukaryota, Metazoa, Chordata, Mammalia, Carnivora, Phocidae. The transcript has a single exon. The record is from RefSeq and is a predicted model, not a curated record.